UAUUUUAUAAUUUUUGUGUAGAUAUGCAACUUUAUAGAUAUUUUAUGUAAAUAGUAAAAUUGAAAAUGGAUGAUGUUUUUGCAAAGUUCCUUCGCUUGUGGAUCUCUAUCUUUUGUGUUUCUACCUUAUCAAAUUGUCAACAAUCAAGAAUGGGGAAAGAUAGCGAAUGCUACACUCCAAACGGUAGAGAUUACACUGGGAAACAGAACACAACAUACGUAAAGGGAAGUGGAAUGUAUGAACCAACAAUUCCGAAUGUUGAAGUUUGCUUGCCUUGGAAGGAUCAAGAUACCUCACAGUUCAAUGUCACACUUACAGGGAACUAUUGCAGAAACCCAAACAACCGACUAUUUCCUUGGUGUUAUGUAAUGAAGAACGGAGCCCCAGGAUGGUCUUAUUGUCACAUACCGACUUGCAGUACUCCUGCACUGAUUGGUUGUUUUAAAUUAUACGUCAACGAUGACGCACCGCCAAAAGGCCAGAACGUGACAACCACAGGUCCUCCUCCCGACCUUAUAUUAGACGGAGAAGAUAGUAUAACACUGGAUUCGCAAAUGAGAAUAGCAAGAUGUUUGAAUUUUUGCAGGAGCAAGAAAUACGAUUACGCAGGGGUGACCGGAGGUGAUUCGUGCAUGUGUGGUACGAAUAAAGAUGACGGGGCACAAAUGAGAGAGUUGAUCAAUCAUCUACAUCCACAUAUGUGCUUGCAGUAUCCUUGCGCUGACGAUCGAAUGCAGGCUUGUGGAGGAGAUAAUGCAAUUGCUAUUUAUGACGUGGAAGCGGGAUCCUGCGACGGAGUGUUCGACAAACGUGACGUCGGCGUAAUUUACUCCCCACGAUGGCCGGGGAAUUAUCACAAUGAGGCAAAAUGUGGUUGGACAAUUUACGUUCCGGAAAAGUACAUGAAGGACGAAGAAACACGAAAAAAGCACCAAAUGCACGUCUACUUCUCGUACUUCAACUUAGAAACAAAAAAUGACACUUUGAAAAUUUAUACGUACGCCAAUUCCACCGAUACCAACUCAGUGAGGGUUGCGUCCUACUCUGGAAGUGACCAUCCCGCCCCUAUCGUACUGGAAGUGUCGGAAGUCUAUGCGGUGCACAUUGUGUUCAAUUCAGACCCAGACCAUAAGAAAGAAGGAUUUAUUCUGCAUUAUAACAUAACUAACUUGGAAGGCCAAAUGGAAACAACGUUGCCUGAUGUUGUCAUAACCGAAACCACUACAACAUCAACAAGGCCAACAACAAAAACUACGACAACAACAACUAAAAGCCCUCAACAUAAAUCUACAACACAGCCCUCUUCUGCGAAAACAACAACAACCACUAAGGCUCCUGUCGAAUCUCCUUCACUCACAGCAAGUACAACAACAAUUAUUUCCGGGGCAACAAAAUCAACGACACCUAGUACAAAUAGCUCAGCUGUUCAAGGCAAGCAAUCCUCUGGUGCAGAUGGAGGCAUGAUCGCAGGAAUUGUGAUAGGAAUCCUUGUGUUCCUAGUUCUAGUUGUUCUGGUAGCGUUGUAUCUCAUAAAAUGGAGAGGUAAAGAAGCAAAAGAUGAAUCAACUCCAAACCCACCAGCGAUGUUCAACAAUCCUGUUACAUUUAACAGCGAUACCACGUUGUGAUAUGUCGAAUGAAGUCGGUAAAAAAGUUUAGAAAACUAAUAUGUGAAGUAUGUUUACUCAAUUACAUUCAGUCUGUCUUAUACAAUGCAGCAAUAUCAGAAUGUUUGCAAAAUUUCUACACGGUUAAAAUACGGGAAAACGUUGAUGACAUCACCAUGUACUUGCAAAUUAACUUGAACCCUAACUUGGUACACAACCUAAGUUCAGGUUGUGCGCCAUCUUGGUGCGAAUACUUAAGGAGGUUCCAUCAUGUACUUGCAAAUUAUCCCUGAGCUUCGCUAGGUAUACCUCAUAUUCUUAAUAUUGGGCGAGUAAUCCGAUUCAAUAUUGUUAUAUUAUAUUUCAUGGCUGUUUAUACUUUAUUAGAGUUGUACAAUAGAAUUUCAAUGACAUUAAAUGAUAUUAGAAUCGCAUUUGAUAAACUCAACCCGUCUCGUAGAAAUGUUUAAAAUCUUGAUCGAAUCGUACAUAAUUAAUGAUUCACGAGUAUUUUUGACUCGUUUCUGUUUAUCGAAAUAUUAGUUCUUGGAUCCUUACUAACAUAGCACUUUAUCAUACAUAUUUGUCGUCUUCUAAAGUCUAAUACUAUAAUAUAUAAAGCAUCAUAUCAAAUAUUUUUCAUAAAAUUCGAACUGAAAUUGCAAAAAUAGCUGGAAAAUCAGAAAAUUUGAAGGUCAGAUGAGAUCACGAAUAAAAUGCGUGCUUUUUCAUUUCUUUUUCGAUAUGUUUUUAUUUUUUUUAGAUUCUAGAUUGUUUCAGGUUGACACCUUUUAGGUUCUUUUUGAUUUCUGUAAUAUUCUGUGUAAUAUAACUAAUGCCUUUAAAAAACUUUGUAAAUAAUAUUCUUUGUAAAAAUGAAGCUGUUUGACAAAUUUUCUGUUUUUCUAGCGACCACCCUGUUAUAUUCAAUUAUAAUAACGUUUGUGUUUUUAGCUGAAGUUUGAAUAAUUUUUGUUGAAAAUGAAACAUGUUGUAUUUACAGGUCGCUAUGAAAAUUUUAACAACCUUAUAACCAAUACAGUCGUUUUUAUUAUAAAACUAUAUAUGAAGCAAAUGCAAACGCAGUGUAGUUUUAUUUUUCGUCUAUUUAGAAAAAAAGAACAAAAUGCAAUUUUAUGACGCUACUAACUUGCCAAAUAUAUAUUUGUUUGUUUCUUAUUGUUAUCUACUACUUUCAUGUAUCGAAUAAAACAAUUAUAUCUUGUA
Molecule: messenger RNA, 2834 nt
Organism: Styela clava
Lineage: Eukaryota; Metazoa; Chordata; Ascidiacea; Stolidobranchia; Styelidae
Product: kremen protein 1-like
Cellular component (GO): plasma membrane
Molecular function (GO): protein binding
Source: RefSeq, a predicted model, not a curated record